Erinaceus europaeus (western European hedgehog) is the source of this 3381-nucleotide messenger RNA. RefSeq names its product ATP binding cassette subfamily G member 1 (gene ABCG1). Bases 43 to 1977 code for a protein of 644 amino acids. Gene Ontology annotation, cellular component: plasma membrane. The transcript has 14 exons. Gene Ontology annotation, biological process: transmembrane transport; cholesterol homeostasis. NCBI's taxonomy places the organism in Eukaryota, Metazoa, Chordata, Mammalia, Eulipotyphla, Erinaceidae. Gene Ontology annotation, molecular function: ATP hydrolysis activity; ABC-type sterol transporter activity; ATP binding. The record is from RefSeq and is a predicted model, not a curated record.
ACCUCUGUCCCUCCCCAGAACGCCGGCAGCUACUCGGCCGCCAUGACGGAGCCCAAGUCGGUGUGUGUGUCCGUGGACGAGGUGGUGUCGGGCAUCGGGGAGCCCUCGGAGACGGACCUGCUCAACGACCGUCUCAAGAAGGUGGACAACGGGCUGCUGGAGGCUCAGCGCUUCUCCUCCCUGCCACGCCGGGCAGCCGUCAACAUCGAGUUCAAGGACCUGUCCUACUCCGUGCCCGAGGGGCCCUGGUGGCGCAGGAAAGGCUACAAGACCCUUCUCAAGGGCAUCUCCGGCAAGUUUGGCAGCGGGGAGCUGGUGGCCAUCAUGGGCCCCUCGGGGGCCGGCAAGUCCACCCUCAUGAACAUCCUGGCUGGGUACAGGGAGACGGGCAUGAAGGGUUCAGUCCUCAUCAACGGGCAGCCCCGGGACCUGCGCUGUUUCCGGAAGGUGUCCUGCUACAUCAUGCAGGACGACAUGCUCCUGCCUCACCUCACGGUGCAGGAGGCCAUGAUGGUGUCUGCUCACCUGAAGCUGCAGGAGAAAGAUGAAGGCAGGAGAGAGAUGGUCAAGGAGAUCCUGACAGCCCUGGGCUUGCUGCCCUGUGCCGACACGCGGACGGGCAGCCUGUCGGGGGGCCAGCGGAAGCGCCUGGCCAUCGCACUUGAGUUGGUCAACAACCCCCCGGUCAUGUUCUUCGACGAGCCCACCAGCGGCCUGGACAGUGCGUCCUGCUUCCAGGUGGUGUCCCUGCUGAAGGGGCUGGCCCAGGGCGGCAGGUCCAUCAUCUGCACCAUCCACCAGCCCAGCGCCAAGCUCUUCGAGCUGUUCGACCAGCUCUAUGUGCUCAGCCAAGGCCAGUGCGUGUACCGGGGGAAGGUGUCAAACCUCGUCCCCUACCUGAGGGACCUGGGCCUCAACUGCCCCACCUACCACAACCCAGCAGACUUCGUCAUGGAGGUGGCGUCCGGCGAGUACGGAGACCAGAGCAGCCGCCUGGUGAAAGCCGUGCGGGAGGGCAUGUGUGACACGGACUUCAAGAGGGAGCUUGGGGACGCCGCCGAGAUGAACCCCUUCCUCUGGCACCGGCCCUCCCAAGAGGACUCCGGCUCUGUGGAAGGCUGCCAUAGCUUCUCUGCCAGCUGCCUCACCCAGUUCUGCAUCCUCUUCAAGAGAACCUUCCUCAGCAUCGUGCGAGACUCGGUCCUGACGCACCUGAGGGUCACCUCGCACAUCGGCAUCGGGCUGCUCAUUGGGCUGCUCUACCUGGGCAUAGGCAACGAGGCCAAGAAGGUGCUGAGCAACUCCGGCUUCCUCUUCUUCUCCAUGCUCUUCCUCAUGUUUGCCGCACUCAUGCCCACCGUGCUAACCUUCCCCCUGGAGAUGGGCGUGUUCCUGCGUGAGCACCUCAACUACUGGUACAGCCUGAAGGCCUACUACCUGGCCAAGACAAUGGCCGACGUCCCCUUCCAGAUCAUGUUCCCCGUGGCCUACUGCAGCAUCGUUUACUGGAUGACGUCCCAGCCAUCCGACGCCCUGCGUUUCGUGCUCUUUGCUGCCCUGGGGACCAUGACCUCGCUGGUGGCCCAGUCCCUGGGGCUGCUCAUCGGGGCGGCCUCCACGUCCUUGCAGGUGGCCACCUUUGUGGGCCCGGUGACGGCUAUCCCCGUGCUGCUCUUCUCCGGCUUCUUCGUCAGCUUCGACACCAUCCCCUCCUACCUGCAGUGGAUGUCGUAUAUCUCCUAUGUCAGGUACGGCUUCGAGGGUGUGAUCCUGUCCAUCUACGGCCUGGACCGGGAGGACCUGCACUGUGACAUCCAGGACACGUGUCACUUCCAGAAGUCGGAGGCCAUCCUGCGGGAGUUGGAUGUGGAGAACGCGCAGCUGUCACUGGACUUCCUGGUGCUGGCUGUGUUUUUUGUGUCCCUGCGGCUCAUCGCCUACCUGGUCCUGCGCUACAAGAUCCGGGCCGAGAGGUAGAGGUGGCGAGGCGGGGCCGGGGCUGCCCAGGGACCCGGCCCGAGUGAGCGAGGCCCGCGGCAACGGCGGCGGGAGCUGUGGCGGCUACGGGGGGGCUGCGGCACUGGACAGGCGAUGGCUUCCAGAAGCUUCUCUCCGGCCCCCGUGAGGUGCCCAGCGAGCCUGUUUCCUUGUGUCGGCUUCUGCCCGUCUGUCUGUCCCCUGCCAGCACCAUCCUCUUCCAAAGCAGGGCUGCCCUUUCGAUUCUGGAGAAAGCGGGUCUUCUGACACUUGCGGGAGGCGGCAUGUGACGCAGGGUGGGGUACAGGCUCUGGCCAGGGCUGGGGGUCCUGUGUGGAGCCUGGUCUGGGAGGGGGGCUCUGGGCCUCGUGCCGUGCGAGGACGUGUGUCCAUGUGGGACAGAGCCUCCGUCUCACACCUGGUCUUCAAGCGAAAUACAAGUUUCUUUGUAUCCUGCCUAGCGGCUGACUUGACCCCUGCAACUUCCAGGCUCGCCCAGACUUGGGGUCUGUCUGUCAGUCUGUCCGCAGACGUGUCCUCUUCCCUCCUGCCAAUUAGCUCCCUGGAACCCGGCCAGCUGGGGGGAGUUUCAGGGCUGUGGGGGGCUGCUGGGGUCUUUGCAGGAAGCUGGGGAGACUUGGUUUCAUCAGACCAGACUCUCUCGGAUUAAGCCCGAUGGCCGCCCAUGGUGACCCAACCCUCUGGGCUGCACCCCUCCUGAAAGCCGGGCUUUGCGCCCCAAAUUCCUGUGGGGGGAGCCUGACAGCCCUCAGGUGACAGCCAGUGACCAGAGCGCAAGGGGACCCGCCUGGAAGGAGCCAGGGUGGCUCUGCCCUGCAGCCUGGCCUCGCCCUGGAUCCGGGCCGGGAUGGAAGGCUGUGGACAUGGUUCAGCUCCACUGUGUCCCCAGGCCUCCUGCCCCGUCUUGCCUCUCACCUUCACGAGGACUUGGCCUGCUGGACCGGCUGCACCUCCCUCCCUGUCUCCUUCCCUCCCUCCCUGUCUCCUUCCCUCUCUCCCUCCCUCUCCUUCCCUCCCUCUCCCUCCCUCUCCCUCCUUCUCUUUCCCUUUCCCUCCCUCCCUCUCCCUCCCUCCCUCUCUCCCCCUCUCUGUCCCCUACCCGAUGCAAAAUCAGUGCACGCAGUACCAGCCCAGCCCGUACACUCCGGGUCGCCUGUGGGUGGGGGCAGCUUCCCGUGACAAGCCGGGCAGGGCCAGCGUGUGCACCGUGCUCUACGAGGCCGGGCCACCCGCCCCAGACCCUGACGCCCGCCUUGCCGUGUGCCCCCCAGGAUCUCUUUGUAUGCACAAUGCACAUUUUUUGCAGAUUUUGGCUUUGUUUUCUGGAACUAGAUGCCACUGAAAACCUGUGACACAGACCCAAUAAAGCAGCCAGUUUUCAGA